This is a messenger RNA of Egretta garzetta (little egret), 2840 nucleotides long. RefSeq names its product zinc finger DHHC-type palmitoyltransferase 3 (gene ZDHHC3). NCBI's taxonomy places the organism in Eukaryota, Metazoa, Chordata, Aves, Pelecaniformes, Ardeidae. The record is from RefSeq and is a predicted model, not a curated record. Gene Ontology annotation, cellular component: endoplasmic reticulum; Golgi apparatus. Gene Ontology annotation, biological process: peptidyl-L-cysteine S-palmitoylation; protein targeting to membrane. The transcript is spliced from 8 exons. Gene Ontology annotation, molecular function: protein-cysteine S-palmitoyltransferase activity. The coding region runs from base 1206 to 2189 and encodes 327 amino acids.
GUUAAGUAAUACCGGGAUAAAUAGGUGAUUUAUGUCUGCUCCGGGGGCCAUUCCGAGCAGCGUAACGUCCCCUUCCAGCAGGAAACUUAAAACCGGAGCCUCCAGCAAUUUUCGUCGGGGUCCUGUGGGCUGUUACCGAAUUGCCACCAUGAAACGGGGUCCUGUAACCUGUUAAUGAGUUGCAGUGAUGAAACGCGUCCGUCGGCGAGCAGCUGGACGGUGGAGCGGGCCCUCCGGCUUCAGAGGUGGCCGUGGCCGUGGCCACCCGGUGCUUGACUGCGGCUGUCCGAUGGGACCGUAGGGCGGCUGCGACUUCAGCAUCGGGAGGAAUCUCUGUUGAAAGCAUGGCGCUGUACUGUGCUGGGCUGAGUUGAAAUGGAUGGCGAGUUACACGGUAAUGGGCAGUAAUCUGGACUGGUUUUGAAGAGCAGCUUCUGGGUAUUGCUUGGAGUGCUUCUGAAAAGUAAUUUUUAGGAAGAGGCAAGCGCUCACGGUGGCUUGUUAGAAAACAAUUUUCAAGAAAACACAGGCGCGGGGGAGGAGGCAGCAGUCUGGUCUCUGAUGCGCUCUCCCGCUGCCCGUGUGCUGAUGGGGGACGCUGGGUGGGCACCAGAGCUUCUUUAGCUUUCUUUCCUUUGAUCCUGAUUCACAAAAGGUAAACCCUACUUUCAGAGAGACUUUACUUUUAGUAAGCUCUACUUUUGCACCGGCAAAGGUGCGCGGUGUCAGAUCUGCAGGGAAGGAGCCCAAAUCCGGAGGGUCGUUCCGAUACAGUGGCAUCGCAGAGAAGGGGCUGGCGGGGUGCAGUGAGUGACUGCCUCCGAUGCCUGGUGGUGUAGUUAGCAAGGCUUUAGUGAGCGCCGUGUUUUUCUUCGCUUGGUGAAAGCAACAAGUAAGUCGUUAGUGUAGCGUUACAGGCAUUUCGAUGAUAAGAGUCAUUAUAAGGGGAGUCAUAUGUUAAUUCGUAUGCCUUUGAAAAUGCAGCCCCGUGUGCAAGAAAGAUCUGGUCCUUCAAACACUACGACUCUGUCAGCGUAGCUCUUAGUGCUGUCUCGCUGACGCAAUAGUAUUUGUCAUACCAAUGGGAGCUGCUUGUGGUAAGCAGGAGGGACUGACAUAUUCCAUCUGUGUGUUAUGGAUGAAGUUCAUAUGCAGCAUGAUUCAAGGGCAGGCCAGUUAGGAUGCAAGUAUGGACAUAAUAGCCUAUGAUGAUUACUCCAGUCCACCGCUUCAGAGAUAUUGAAAGGAAACCUGAAUACCUCCAGCCAGAAAAGUGUGUUCCACCUCCUAGCCGCGCUUCCCUGGGAACAAUGUGGUUUAUUCGAGAUGGCUGUGGUAUUGCAUGUGCUGUCGUUACCUGGAUGCUGGUGUUCUAUGCCGACUUUGUAGUCCUUCUUGUCAUGCUAGUUCCAUCGAGAGAUUAUGUUUAUAGUGUCAUCAAUGGCACACUGUUCAACACCUUGGCUUUCCUCGCUUUGGCUUCACAUUUUCGUGCUAUGCUGACAGAUCCAGGUGCUGUACCCAAAGGUAAUGCCACAAAGGAGUUCAUCGAGAGUUUACAGCUAAAGCCAGGACAGGUGGUUUACAAGUGCCCAAAGUGUUGUAGCAUCAAACCUGACAGAGCACAUCACUGCAGUGUUUGCAAGAGGUGUAUUCGGAAAAUGGACCAUCACUGCCCGUGGGUCAAUAACUGUGUAGGAGAGAAUAACCAGAAGUACUUUGUACUGUUUACAAUGUAUAUAGCACUGAUUUCCUUGCAUGCUCUAAUCAUGGUGGGAUUUCACUUCUUGUAUUGCUUCGAAGAAGAUUGGACAAAAUGCAGUUCCUUCUCUCCACCAACUACAGUGAUUCUUCUCAUUCUCUUGUGUUUUGAAGCCCUCCUAUUUCUCAUCUUCACCUCGGUUAUGUUUGGGACCCAAGUACACUCUAUCUGCACUGAUGAAACGGGUAUUGAGCGUCUUAAAAAUCAGAAGCCGACCUGGGAGAAGACCAGUGGCUGGGAAGGAAUGAAGCUGGCGUUUGGUGGUGCUUUCUCCUUGGGGUGGUUCAAUCCCUUUUCGAACCUGAACUGCGAGAGCCCGGCGCCGGCCGAAGCGGCGGCAGCAGCUCCUGCGUCUGCAAUAAUGACCCAAGAAGAAAUCGAGCAAUUUCUCGCUCAAGACGUUGCUGUCCAAGUGUUACACGAAUAAGCAAAGCAUCCUCCAAGAUGUCAAGAGCAGCUUUCAGUUUGUUUGUUUGUUUGUUUUUAACAACUACUUGUGAUGGAGAUUUAAGGGGUUGUUUUUUAACAUACUUUCAGUGCGUUAAAAAAUUUGGGAGUAUUUAUCUGGAAGCCAGGUACAGCACUAGCAGAAGCAAUGCAAAUCUCCAGAGAAAGCUUUCUAAGUGAUGAGAUUCCUAAGCUCCUUUUCGGACCCGCGACAACUGCUUUAUUGAGCUUUUCUUACUUGGCCUUUAAGGAAAGUUUCUAAUUGUCGGCAGAUUAGUCCCAGCUCCCAGAAAUGAGCAGUCCUAAGGAGUCCGGUUAAUCUUUUGUUCUUACAGCCUUUUGGGGGGCUAAAAGAUGAGCCCUGCACCAUGGCCAGAUUAGCCCAGCUCUAAAGGUUUUCUUGAAAAAUGACGUGUCCUUUUUAGCUCAUCCCCUGGAUGCUGCCUCUGGAUUAUGAAAGCUGCUGAUGCUCGGGUCUUAGCAGAGGUGGGACGCCGGGCUAUGGAUGCAGCAGAUGGGCGAGCUCCAAGACAUCUCCAGGGGUAAAUUUUAACCUUCUGUGUUCAUGGGGCUGCCCAAGACUGGUGGUGCUCGGCUGGGCAGUGUUGGAGCCGGUGGCCCAGAGGUGGUG